UGCCGCGCCUCCUCUCUCCCCCUCGCGCCUCACCCACCCCACCACCACGGCAGUCACUUCUUGCCUCCCCCCUCUCCUUGCCUCCUGAAAGCGAGUGAGCUUCUCCACCCAAACCCUAGCACCCACCCCGAUCGAACCUACCCACCAAAAUUCCCCACAAAAUCUCCCUAGAUCCUAACCCAACCCUACCAGAUAGAUCAACACCAACCCAUCCAGAGAUGAGCCUGUCGCCGCUGGACGACUCCUCGCCGUCGGCGGCGGAGGUCCCGCUCGCCCCGGGCUUCCGUUUCCACCCCACCGACGAGGAGCUCGUCUCCUACUACCUCCGCCGCCGCGUCCUCGGCCGCCGCCUCCGCGUCGACGCCAUCGCCGAGGUCGACCUCUACCGCCUCGAGCCGUGGGACCUCCCCUCCCUCUCCCGCAUCCGCAGCCGCGACGCCCAGUGGUACUUCUUCGCCCACCUCGACCGCAAGAUCACCGGUGCGGGUGCGGGGGGACGCGGGGGGCCCGGGAACAGGACUAACCGCGCCACGCCGCGAGGGUACUGGAAGACCACGGGCAAGGACCGCGAGGUGUACCACCGCGGGGAGGCCGUCGGUAUGAAGAAGACGCUCGUCUUCCACGCGGGGAGGGCGCCCAAGGGAGAGAGGACCAACUGGGUCAUGCACGAGUACCGACUCCUCGACGCCGAGGGGCCCCAGGAUCUCCAUGUGGUGUGUAGAAUCUUCCAGAAAGUUGGGUCUGGACCACAGAAUGGAGCACAGUAUGGUGCACCAUACAUGGAAGCGGAAUGGGAAGAAGAAGAUGAUGCUGUUAAGAAUGGACCUGCCAGUGGCGCAUCUGCAGAAAUGGCUGCAAUCAUGGAUACUGUAGAUGAGGAGUUGAAUGAGGAUGAGAAUGGAUAUUGUAAAACCAAAGAGCUUGGUCAAGCCCAUGAAGUGCUCAACCCACCAGAGAUGGCUCCUCUCCAAGCUCAAGGUUUGAAAGAGACCAGCGACGGAAGCUAUGCUGAUGGUAUUAUUUUUCUGGAAGAGAUUUUGCAGGAGCCUUCGUCAAAUGUUAGUGUGGAGAAUAUAGGCAGACCUGAAGGGCAGAUUGCCACAGAUGAUAACUUAAGUUUUGCUGAUUUAUCCGGAUGCCCCAGGAAAGAGGACACUAUGAAUUGGAGCGACCCGGCAAAUGGUGAUAACACGUGCUGGCCUUUGAGAGCAUAUAGUCAUCAGAACCAUGUCAAUGGGACUCUUAAAGCUGAGGAACUCUUUGACUCCAACGGGAAUGCAUAUUCAGGGCAGCAACAAAUUUGCCAUUUGGAUUACCAGAACUUGAAUUCGCAAGCUGAUGGCUUUCCAGCACCUUGCCAAGCGGAUGACAAUAUGGUGUUUUACGAUGCUUCAUCUGAUCACAAUUGGGUGGAUGGAAAUGAUGACUUUGUAUAUUUGAACGACCUCCUCAACGAGCCACUUGGAAAUCAAUUACUCUCUGAUGGAGAUGAUUUGAUGGCUUACUUUGAUGCCACGGAGAAUGAUAUCAAGUACGAUAUUUUGGGUUCUGUUGAGGGUUCUAAUUACCAACUUACAGAUAUGCCAAACUUUGCCCAAAAGGGUAAUAACAAGGGCAAGUUUACAUUCGAUGGGAUCCCCAAGGCUUCUGAUGCAAAUGCUAAAUAUGGAGCAUCUUCGUCCGGUUCCCAUGAGGAUCUGUAUCCAGAUACUGCAGUAUCAGAUGCACCACUGGAUGACGCUGCUGACAAAACCUUCGGAAAGCGCCUUGUCAGCAUGUUGGGUUCAAUCCCAGCUCCACCCGCAAUGGCUUCAGAAUUUCCUCCAGCCACAGGAAAAUCUGUUGGCCCGCUUUCUGGUGUCAACCCAAGCUCGAUUCGCGUUACUGCUGGCAUCAUCCAACUUGGUGGCCUCACUUUUACUGGCAGACCUGAGCACUGGCCCUUGCAGAAGAAUGGAGACUUCGGUUUGCUUCUGUCUUUCACCGUGGAGAGCGACGUGUCAUCCAAGCCCGUUGGUUUUGAGCAGGCUACACUGAUAAGCACCGUCCCGGCGGUGCUGCGCAGCGGCUUGUAUCUUUUCUUUGUCUCCGCCAUGAUUCUCAUGUUGAGCUACAAAAUAGGGCCGUGUAUCUACAGCAGGUAAGUUAAUGUGCCUCCGGCUGAGGCCUGUCUAUUUGAUUUUAGGAAAUCAUGCGUGGAUCCCCCGGACGAGGGAACGACGAUUCAGUGUUUUUUACACAUUUAGUUUGCAUACCAUUCUGACCUGUUCAAACAUAUAGCAAUAAACUCUUUAGAAGCUGGCAGUGGACGUAUUUGGUGCUGAGUGAGGCCUUGUGCUUCAUUUGGGACAUGUACCGUAUAUAUCUUGUAUUACACUGGUAAGUUGGGCCCCUUAUUAUUGUAAGCUGAUUCAACGGCGGUA
Phragmites australis (common reed) is the source of this 2423-nucleotide messenger RNA. RefSeq names its product NAC domain-containing protein 53-like. Bases 219 to 2144 code for a protein of 641 amino acids. Gene Ontology annotation, molecular function: DNA binding. Gene Ontology annotation, biological process: regulation of DNA-templated transcription. The record is from RefSeq and is a predicted model, not a curated record. NCBI's taxonomy places the organism in Eukaryota, Viridiplantae, Streptophyta, Magnoliopsida, Poales, Poaceae. The transcript is spliced from 5 exons.